Molecule: messenger RNA, 939 nt
Organism: Rotaria sp. Silwood1
Lineage: Eukaryota; Metazoa; Rotifera; Eurotatoria; Philodinida; Philodinidae
Source: the annotation of a GenBank genome assembly
AUGCCACGAAUUCGAGUACCUGUCCGACAUUCGGGUAUGCGAUAUAUCCCGCGACCCGGUAUAUAUCCACCUCGACCACCUCCACCACGACGUGGUGGUCUUAUGGGCCUAUUGGGAGGUUUAGCUGGUCUACUUUUGUGUUUACUCUGUUUAGCAACACUCGGCCUACUUGGUUUAUUCGCAACAUUUAUUGCAGUAGUUGCUUAUCUGGGAUGGGUUUAUCGGGCAUUGAGAGAUGCUGGUAAUGGUACAUCUGUUCAUUACCGAACACCAGUAAUAAUAAUUAAACCAAUUCUUUAUGGUAAUACAGCAAAACAUUUUGGUUCAAAAAGAGAUUCUGAUGGACAUACACAUAGAUGGAUACUUUAUGUUCGAUCAUUUAAUAAUGAUGAUAUGUCAAGUUAUAUUAAUCGAAUACAAUUUCGUUUACAUGAAACAUAUCCAAAUAAUAUUCGAGUGAUAAAUCAACCACCAUAUGAAAUUGAAGAAAGUGACUUAUUAAGUUUUUCUAUGGCAGGUGGUACUUCAUACUUACAUGGUUUAAAUUUAUUUGAUUUGAAAAAUCCACUUAAACCAACACCAAUUCCAACAAAAACAGGAUGUUGGCAUAAAGCAGAUACUUCUUUUGAAGAUGAAAAUAUUCAAAUAAGUGUACCUAUUCAAUCAACAAGUAUACCUGAACAUAGAUUUAGUAUUUUUUAUUCAGAUCCAACGAAUACAAAUGUGAUGUAUUAUUUCAAAUUCAUAUUUUCAUGGAUAUGUGGUGUUGAACAUAUAGAUGAUCAUAAUAAUCAAGCAACAAUACCACCAUUAGCAGCAGAAAAUUUAUUUUGGAAACAUAUUUGUAAUUUAAAUGGUAUCAUUAUUUUAGGAUUUUGUGCUUUUCUAUGGGCAUUUUUUACUGAUUAUCGUAUUGAUAAAAUGUAUAAAAAUUCUUAA